AUCGGCAUCCCUAUUUAUUAUUAGGAUUUAUUUAUACAAAAAUUAUUGAUUAUGGUUUUUAAUUUAUUUGUCACUAGUCGUAACAUCCAUCAUCCAUCAACCAUCAUCUUGUGUUGACGCCUAAACAUGAGAUCCUACACCGAGACCUCGUGGUAAAAUGUCAAAACAGAGGAAAAUUGCGCCACUGCCAUGCACCGUUUUCGUUUCCAUAACUCGUUAGGACAUUCCUUCUCCUUAGUAAGGAACAUUUCCGUUUAUCCAUUCGUCUACACACCACCGUUAAUGCGAUCCAAUUCCAAUUAGAUCUAGGGUUUCUCUUUCCUUGCCAUUCACCCACCCCUGCCGGAGAAACACCAAUUUUCCGUUGCCGGCUUCGCGGAUCUCGCUAAUUUUGUCUCAUAUAUCGAGAAAAUGCACAUCAAAUCGGCGCAGUCAUCAUUUCGGGAUCGGACGCACGAAUUCCAGAGCAUUGCGGAGAGAUUGAAGAAGUCAGGAACGGCGCCAAAUGGACCCAGCAGUAGUAGCACUAGUUCAUCCAGAUCGGAGGAACAACGAUCUGCUAUUGCAAACCAAUCAGAGUUUAAUCGUAGAGCUUCCAAAAUUGGCUAUGGGAUUCACCAAACGUCUCAGAAGCUCGCCAAGCUCGCAAAGUUGGCUAAAAGAACUUCGGUUUUUGAUGACCCAACCAUGGAAAUCCAAGAGCUUACCGGUGUUAUUAAGCAAGAUAUUACUGCGCUGAAUUCUGCGGUUGUGGAUCUUCAAUUACUCUGCAACUCUAGAAAUGAGAGUGGAAAUGCUUCAACCGACACAGCUACCCAUUCAACUACGGUUGUUGAUGACCUCAAGACCCGGUUGAUGAGCACCACCAAAGAGUUUAAGGAUGUUCUCACUAUGCGAACUGAGAACUUGAAAGUGCAUGAGAAUAGGAGGCAAUUGUUUUCGUCCUCUGCUUCUAAGGAAUCUUCAAAUCCUUUUGUCCGGCAACGCCCGUUGACUACAAGGUCGGCUGCUAGUAAUUCUAAUGCCCCUGCACCCCCAUGGGCUAGUGGGUCACCAUCUUCAUCUCAGUCGUUUCCUAAGAAUCAGGUGGAUGGGGAGAGUCAACCAUUGCUGCAACAACAGCAGCAGCAACAGCAGCAGGUAGUUCCAUUGCAAGACAGUUACAUGCAAAGCAGAGCUGAAGCUCUUCAAAAUGUUGAGUCCACUAUUCAUGAGCUCAGCAGCAUCUUUAAUCAACUAGCAACACUUGUUUCCCAACAAGGAGAGAUUGCGAUCAGGAUUGAUGAAAACAUGGACGAUACAUUGGCAAACGUAGAGGGGGCACAAGGGGCUUUAUUGAAGUAUCUGAACAGCAUAUCUUCUAAUAGGUGGCUGAUGAUCAAGAUUUUCUUUGUAUUAAUAUUUUUUCUUAUGGUUUUCUUAUUUUUUGUGGCAUAGUCAUUCUAAAGGCAGAGAAAUGAAAACAAGGACACAAAUAACGGCCUUCUUACUGGUUAUAAGCCUUUUGUAUUUCUUUAAUAUUUGUUUCUGUAGACCUAUAUUCAUUCCCGCAGAGUUUAGUUUAGGAUCAAGUUUGUCAAAUUUAUACUUGUACGUAUCGACGAUACAUAUAGCGAGGAUAAGAACUGUGUGCACAGCAUAUUUUUCAUUUAUCUCUCUCUGAUUGUGAAUGAUUCUUAUUCAGU
Molecule: messenger RNA, 1685 nt
Organism: Abrus precatorius (Indian licorice)
Lineage: Eukaryota; Viridiplantae; Streptophyta; Magnoliopsida; Fabales; Fabaceae
Product: syntaxin-32-like
Exons: 5
Coding region: 412-1437 (341 amino acids)
Biological process (GO): intracellular protein transport; vesicle fusion; endoplasmic reticulum to Golgi vesicle-mediated transport
Cellular component (GO): endomembrane system; SNARE complex; Golgi membrane
Molecular function (GO): SNAP receptor activity; SNARE binding
Source: RefSeq, a predicted model, not a curated record